UCAGGAACCUUUGGUGGAGUGGUCAGGACGUCUAAAGAAAACUACAAUUCCCACAACCCCAAGCUUAGAGGUACAUGAAGGAGCACACCCGGGUCAGUCUGAGAUUGAGCGACGUGCGUGUGUGGUGGACAGAAGCUCGCUGUUUUCUCUUUAAUUUCCUUUCUUCUUGAGUGUCGCAGUGAUGUAGAUAAAGAAGAUAUUCUUGAUCCCUCCAUGAGACGCGUGACCGGCCUCCGUCCCUGCGGGCUUCGGCGUGAAGACUGUGAGUGUCUCUGCAUGAUAAUAACAACACUUUCAUACCGUGUGUUUGAUAUCAGCAUUAAACCAUUGUGUGUGCGAAAGGUGGGGGAAGGAUGUGGCAGAGUGUUGGCUUGACCGUGUUGGUGAUUGUGGCCACGCUGAUAUGUGUCCUCCUCUUCAUGCUCUUUGGGUGGUAUGUGGUGUGGCAGCUCUUCCUGUCGAAGUUUAAGUUCCUGCGGGAGUUGGUGGGUGACACCGGUUCACCGCAAACCGAAACCGAGCCCUCCGAGAGCGAAUGCAGCUCGCCCCUGACGCCCCGCCACCGACCCAAGACCUCACGUCAAAGGAUCAUCCCUCCAGACAGCACUACAUAGAGCCCUGAAACAAGAUUUCCUAAUUUCUCCUCUUCUUAAUAACCGUUUUCCAUAUUUAUUCCACACUGGACGUGAGGUCAUUUCCUGCGACCUACGCCCUGCUCAUGUGUUACAGUCCUGCAUUAAUCACUGUGCUCUCUUCCGCAUCCACUCAGUUGUCAUGGCUAAACUGGUUCUCCUUGCCUCCCCUCUUUUCUGCUAUCUUACGGAGCUGGGAAACCCAUUAAGAAGUCACUUUACGUCAAGUUUUGGGGUGUGAACUGAACAAACAUGUAAAUUCCAGCUCAGCCAAAAGAUUGCAUCCCGAAUAACACGCUGCUAACUCCGGCCUGUGUAACUGCGUGGAUGUGUAAAUGUAUUUGCGUGAGAGCGUCACAAUUUGUAUGUUACUGUUAACUUUAAGCGAUCUUUUAAAAUCUAAUGAAUCAAGUAAACAAUCUGAUUUACAGCUGACAACCAAACAUACAGCAUUUCCGUGGGCAAAUAUCACUACUAUUCAAACUGACAAUUUAUCCAAUAAGUGCAAUGAAAACUUUCCCUAUGAAGUGAAAAUGACACAAUAAGCAAACAUUUUAACAGGGCCUUAUUUUAAUCAACCCAUAUGAUGUUAAAAAAAUAGGAGGAUGUUGAUGAAAUAAAAUUUGCUUAAUGAAGGCCAUCAUGGAUUGCCUUCCUCCCUUGUGCCUCUGGCUUGGAUUGAAGUCGCCCACAUUUUAACUGAUCUCUAAUACGCCUGUUAUUGUCAGCUUUAUUAAAGUGAUAGAGCUAGAAAUGCCACAGCCCGACCCUGCCUGAGAUCUGCCUGUUUGCAUCCACAGCUGUUCAUAUAUAUUAGUUUGUCAAGUUCUAAGAAAUGCAGUUGCAGAACUGUAGAUGGUCAGAUUUCCAUGAUACGUUAAAUGUAUUAUUUCUUUUGUCAUUUUAUGAUAAUAGAUGUUUUCCCUUCAUAAUAAAUAUAUUUCACGAACAACUGUGUUUUUGUGAUUUGUAUUUUGCUUUUCCUUGUAUUUCCCCCACAACUGUUUGUUAAAUACAUCCUCAUUUCUGUAAGCAGGUCAACAUUUUAAGCUGAUGAUUCUGACACAUUUUGUAUUAAAGGAAUAA
Xyrauchen texanus (razorback sucker) is the source of this 1718-nucleotide messenger RNA. Its product is annotated as small integral membrane protein 13-like. The transcript is spliced from 3 exons. The coding region runs from base 354 to 614 and encodes 86 amino acids. Lineage: Eukaryota; Metazoa; Chordata; Actinopteri; Cypriniformes; Catostomidae. The record is from RefSeq and is a predicted model, not a curated record.